Molecule: messenger RNA, 1199 nt
Organism: Triticum aestivum (bread wheat)
Lineage: Eukaryota; Viridiplantae; Streptophyta; Magnoliopsida; Poales; Poaceae
Exons: 2
Coding region: 26-1042 (338 amino acids)
Source: RefSeq, a predicted model, not a curated record
GGAGUUUGGCGCCGACGAGUUCGAGAUGGUGAUGCACAAGCUCCUGCAACUCCGGCAGACAGGCACCGUCGCCGAGUACCGUGCUGCCUUCGACGAGCAGAUGUACCACUUGCUCGCACUCGAUCCGUCCAUCAACACCAAGUUCUUCGUCACGCAAUUCCUCCUCGGCCUGAAGGACGAACUGCGUGCCCCGGUGCGGCUCCAGGCGCCGUCAAGCAUCACGCGCGCCUCGGUGCUCGCGCGCAUACAGGAGGAAGAACUGGGCACGUACCGUGCACGCCCCCGCAUCACACCCGCUGGCCGACCACCACCGACAGCUGCCGCGGCCGCGCCACAGCUGCGCGACUUCCGCCGAGCGAACAACCUCUGUUUCAAGUGUGGGGAUCGGUACUCCAGAGAGCAUCGCUGCGCCCAGCCCGCGCAGUUGCUCACCAUCAACGUGGGCGACCACGGCGAGGUGCUAUCCGACGACACCAUCCACGCCUUGCAACUGCUCGACGAUCCGGGGCCAGCGGCGCAAUCUCCUGCUCCGGCCGCGGACGCGCCAGAGUGCUGCCUCCUCUCAUCCCAGGCGCUCGACGGCACAGACUCCACAACGACGAUCCGGUUGCGCGCCCUCGUCGGGAACCAGGUCAUGCUCCUGUUGCUCGACUCGGGCAGCACCCACAGUUUCGUCAACAAGGCCUUCGUCGAUCGCCUCGGCCUCGCCACGGAAGAAAUGCCGCCAACGGAGGUGCGGGUGGCCAACGGCGACAAGCUCACGUGCACGCGCAGGGUGCCCGGCCUCAAGUGGUGGAUGCAGGGUCACACCUUCAACACGCCCAUGCGCGAACUGGAGAUCGGCGCGUACGAUGGCAUUCUGGGCAUGGACUGGCUCGCCCAGAACAGUCCGAUGACAUGCCACUGGCAGGACAAGUGGGUGAAAUUCCAGCACGACGGCGCAGAAGUUACCCUGCGCGGCGUGUCCACCAAGCCGGCCACCUCCAUCAAGGCCGUAGGACCCGAAGAGCUGCGCAAGAUGGUGGCCGGAAACGACGUUUAGGCCAUGGCCAUGGUGGACACAUGCAACGGCGCGCCGCGACCGGCUCGCAAGUGUGCAAGCCAAACCCCGCUCGCCGACCUACUCGAGGAGUUCGCCGACGUGUUCGCGGCACCGAAAGGGCUCCCUCCGCACCGACAGUACGACCACGCUGUCACGC